Lactuca saligna is the source of this 456-nucleotide messenger RNA. The record is from the annotation of a GenBank genome assembly. NCBI's taxonomy places the organism in Eukaryota, Viridiplantae, Streptophyta, Magnoliopsida, Asterales, Asteraceae.
AUGUCAGCCUUCCAAAAUUUCAAGGAUAGAGGACACGCAUUUUUGCGCGCCUUUAAAUUAAUAUCCAACAAAAAAAUACAAACACGGAGGGCACUUGUUUUAAAUAUCUCGCUUCUCUCUACAAACCCUAAGGCAUCGCCACCUCCCUUCUCUCUAGGACAUGCUAGGGUCCAUAAAUCAUCUCUUGCGGCUGAACAUGCGGCGGUCAGAAACUUUGACACUGCUAUGCGGUUGCUCAGCCACCAACUUGGCAUAAAGAACCUCACACUGUUGAAAUCACUGUUUCUUGGUCUUCACAUGGGGAGUCAUGCUUUCCUGCGUGCUUUCACUUCAGGUCCAUUGAUCUCAUUGGCUAUUGAGCGUGGCUGGAGUGAGUCAACAAGCCCUAACGUCGGGGCCCUACCUGCACUCGUGUUCGAGUUCUCUCAGUUAGAAGAAAAACUCAAAGUUGGCUAG